AUGAUCAACGGACUAUUUGGAUGCUACUCCCAAUGGAUACCACAUCUAGAGGAAAAGAUCCAACAAUGGAGGACCAUGGUGAUGGACAAACCUAAGCCCGGAGAAUGCACAAAAGAAGAGGAAGCAGAACAAGUGAAAGCACAAUGGGAGCAACAGGACGACGAAACGCUGGACGAACUCAAGCAGGCUAUUGUCACCAGCCCAAUAUUGAAGCACCCCAAUCCAAAGAGACAAUUCUACUUGAAAACGGACUGGUCAAGCAAUGCCAUGGGAGCAGUCCUCCUACAAGCGAACACGACAGAAGAAGCAGAAGAGUCAAACAAAUCAAUGUCGAAACUCAGACUCAGACCCAUAGCAUUCAUAUCAACAAUAUGCAAGGGCAAAGAGCAAGACUACCAUUCCUUUGUGGGAGAGGCGGCGACAGGUUGA
Molecule: messenger RNA, 429 nt
Organism: Cylindrotheca closterium
Lineage: Eukaryota; Bacillariophyta; Bacillariophyceae; Bacillariales; Bacillariaceae
Source: the annotation of a GenBank genome assembly